Messenger RNA from Fibroporia radiculosa, 639 nucleotides. RefSeq lists its product as uncharacterized. The record is from RefSeq and is a predicted model, not a curated record. Gene Ontology annotation, molecular function: carbon-nitrogen ligase activity, with glutamine as amido-N-donor. The transcript is spliced from 5 exons. Lineage: Eukaryota; Fungi; Basidiomycota; Agaricomycetes; Polyporales; Fibroporiaceae. Bases 1 to 639 code for a protein of 212 amino acids. Gene Ontology annotation, cellular component: mitochondrion.
AUGUCGCGGGAUCGCCUCAAGCCUCCGCUGCUCGGGACUGCUGUCACCAUGUUCAAAAUGGUCCUGCGUUCUGGCUCUGGUUUUCCAAGAACCCAGAAUGCGCUGCUGCGGAGAAUGACCACCUCUUCAAUGGAUAAUAUCACAGACGUCCGCGCGCAGCUGACGACGGAGCUCAAGGCUGCGAUGAGGAGCAAGAACACGAUGAAGUCGACGGCAAUUCGUUCUGUCCUUGCUGAGCUAUAUUUGCGAUCCUCCGAAAAGCAGUCCUCCGACGGGCAAGUUCCCUCCGCUCCCUCUUUCGCACGCGCCCGAUGGGCUAAUCCUAUCAUCCACGAGCAGACGGAGUCCGCCGCCGAAUUUGAGAAAGCGUCUCGUUCUGAUCUAGCGCAGAAGGAGAAGGACGAAGCAGAUCUGUUGCAGGCCUUUGUUCCACCGCUUCUCCCCGAGGCAGAAAUAGACCGUGUACUUCGGCAAGUAUUUUCAGAACACCCUCAGCUGGCCGGUGAGGCUAGCUCUCGUAAAGCUCUGGGUCUCGUGUACAAAGCAUUUUACACAAAAGUCGACCGGUCGUCUGUUGACAGCGAUCUUGUGCGCAAACGCGCAGAGGCGCUACUCGCUGCGGAGGCGCGUCCAGCCUGA